AUGGUGAUCUUGUCUCUGGCCAGUAUUACCACGAGCCUAACUGAUGGGUGUGGUAUCCCCGCUUCUGCCCGUCCCCCGUGCCGCUCCCGCGAGCGGCCCGGGCAGAACCCUAGAUCGCCGCCGCCGCUCCCCUUUCGAGCCUUUCUUCUCCCUCGCCGCCGCCAGGGGACGCCGCCGGGCAAAGCCCGCGCGUGCGUCGCGGCGGCAGGGCUCCCUCCCUCCUCGCGAGGAUCCUGGGCGGCGCGGGACGGCCGGCCCUUGCGGCGGAGCUCGGCUCGGCGGCAGGUCGGGCUGCCGGUGGAUCUGGGCGGGGCUUCCCUGCUUGGUGGCGCUGGCGGCGGCGUGGUUUGCGCGGGGCGACGAGGCGCGGGCUUCUCCUCCUCCCGAUCUGAUGGUGCCGCGGUGGCGCCGGCGCUCGGGCGUGCGGAGGGGUCCGCGAGGAUGGUCGGCGCGCGACGUCUUCCUCCCCGAUCUGAUGGCUCCACGGUAGCGCCAGUGCUCGGGCGGCGGUUGGCUUCGGCAAGCGGUGGCGGGCGCUGGGCUCUCGGCGGCACUCCGGCGUGUGCAGGCGUGUCCCUGUGCGCGGUCGGCGGCUCCGUCUCUGACCCGGACGGCGCGGGGGAUGGCGGCGGCCCGGCGUGGCCGGCGAUGUGGAUGCGGUGGUGCCGGCGGUUUGCUGAUUUGCCGGUACUCCAGGGUCUGCCUGGUGGUGCUGGUGGUGACGGCGGCCCGGGCACGAGUGUUGGAUCCCUUCGAACUGAUCUGGGUGAAAACUUGCCUCGGCUUCUGCUAAGGCCGGCGGUAGCGGCGCUAUCUGCGUCGUUCCCUUUUUGA
This is a messenger RNA of Aegilops tauschii subsp. strangulata, 834 nucleotides long. NCBI's taxonomy places the organism in Eukaryota, Viridiplantae, Streptophyta, Magnoliopsida, Poales, Poaceae. The record is from RefSeq and is a predicted model, not a curated record.